AUGGUCGGUGGUACGCAACUAUUUGUCCCGGACUCACGAGUCAGGAGGGAUCCGAGCCGUCAGUCGCGGUCCUGUAAAGUCUGCCGGCUCCGGAAAGUCAAGUGUGACCGAGUCAAGCCUUGCCAUGCCUGCUGUGCUCAUGGCUACCCCUCCAAAUGCGUGUAUGAGCACGUCCCCGACGAAGAAGCCCGACCCAUUAGUCAGGCGGAGGAGAUUCGGAACUUGCGGGCGGAGAUCCGUGACCUUCGGGGAAGAAUAGACGAUAAACAGGAUGGAUCUGGUGCCCAGGAUCUUCAGCGCCUAGACAAACUUGAGAGCUUAUUUGAGUCUAUUCGCUCUGCUCCAAGCCCGUUAGUCGAUGAUCUUGUUCGCGACAUUCGGACGGCACAUGUCGGCCUUAAGAAGGAUUUGGUGCCUAUUGGACCAUGGGAAGGAAGGGAAGCGUAUGAAUUCUACGAUUAUCCUUCGCGCCCUUCGUCAACUCUGCCGGCUCGGAGUCGCCUGUUAAUAAAUUCCCCGGUUGAAGACUUCAAUAAUUUCCAAGGUGACGAUGACGAUGACAGCGACUUCGAGCGCAUGUCGCUGAGCAGUGGGUCCGACUCGUCUGGCACGAUCUCGGUUAUGAGCAUGCAAAGACCCGCGGUGGAUGUGUUUGUCGAGAGAUUUGUGGAUGCAUUUAGCCCAGAAGUGGAUAUGAAAUCCGGAAGAGCAGGUGCAUUGCGAGCUGCUGCCGGGAUUCGAAUGUUCUCACCACUUAUCACAGAUGCGUUCGAGGCCGUCUCGGUAGCAUUCUUUGGUCGUUCUGUGCAGAACAAACAGAUCGAGGCAUCCGGGUUUCGACUUUACCCUCGCGUGCUACGUGAAUUGCAGGAUGCGUUGGUGGACCCCGAAAAAUGCAAAGCAGAAUCAACACUGGUGACCGUGAUUCUCUUGCUGGCUUUCGAGAGUGUUGAACGCACUACUCAGAGUGGUGUCUCAGCUCACAUUGGCGCCGCUCUGGCAGCUCGACAACCUUCAUUCCUGGCCCGUGAAGAGUGGAAAACCAUUCCGUGGUCAGCAGGAACAACCCAAAAAGAUAUUCUUCAUCAUCUGCUUGACCUGGCCACCUCGGUACCAGGCUUACUAGCGGCAUCUGAUGCCUUCAAAGAAGCAAAAGUCACGUCUCUCAUGGGCACACAAGAGAUGGCUGUCAAACAGUCUACACUUUGGAACGGAAUAGGCGAGCUUACAAACCGCUUCUAUCAAUGGUACGAAGACUGGGUUGUCGCAUACCCUGACGGGCCACCACAGGAAGCCGAACAACACGGCGACCAGGGGUUCCCAAUUUUCCAACGCCGCGACCUCCGCACUGGGGCUACUUUUACUCCAACAAGAUUCACUUAUCCAAACCUGCUACUCGCACAAACCAUGUGUGUCUACUACGCUGUACGGUUGGUCCUGUCCUCGAUUGACACUAGGCCAGAGGAUCGCGUCUCGCCCCUGGAACAGUACGACCUGGGCUGCGGGAUCUGCCGCUCGUUGGAAUUUUAUAUCCUCACUGCGCCGGGGAACAUGAUUAAUCGUCUUGCGUUCCCCACCCGAGUAGCCUGGGAAGCAUUCCCAGACGGAGGGCCAGAGCGCCAGUUUAUGGUUGAGGUACUGCAGCUAGUUGAGAGGCGACAUGCUCUUGGGCUUUGGGGAAGUUCCAUGCCAGAGUUAUCUACAAAAGAAUCAUCGCCCCUGAACACGGGUAGUCCGUAG
Messenger RNA from Penicillium expansum, 1740 nucleotides. Its product is annotated as Zn(II)2Cys6 transcription factor domain-containing protein. Gene Ontology annotation, molecular function: zinc ion binding; DNA-binding transcription factor activity, RNA polymerase II-specific. Lineage: Eukaryota; Fungi; Ascomycota; Eurotiomycetes; Eurotiales; Aspergillaceae. Bases 1 to 1740 code for a protein of 579 amino acids. The record is from RefSeq and is a predicted model, not a curated record. The transcript is spliced from 6 exons. Gene Ontology annotation, biological process: regulation of DNA-templated transcription.